UUUGGAGCAGAUGUGAAGAUGCAGACUGGGAGAUAGAUAUAAAGAAACAGGGAGACCAUAAGGAGGCAAAGACAGGAAAAGGGUUUAUGAGAAAAAUAAACCUGAGAAGGAGGGGCAUGAAAGAAGAAGAAAGAAAAAGGCUGAAAACUAGUCCUCAACAAUCUGAUUUUCCUCUCUGGACUGACCUACUGGACCCUCAGACCUGCAGCCAGCCUGGGACUGAAUGACCAGGCGGGCCAAAGGUCUGCUGGGAGCCUCCACUGGGUGACUCCUCCUUACUGAAGUAAUCAGCUGUCAAAGCGCUCCAGGCUCACCUUCGUUUCUGUUGCAGCGUGAAGCCCAGCAGAGCUUUGGAAGACCCGACUCCUGCAGCCUGGCUGUAUACGAAGGUACACAGAACGGAUUAGAUCAUGGAGAAUCAUUUCACACAGAUUUCCCGAGAUGACUUGGAAGACCUCCGAGAGGCCUUUAAUAAAAUUGAUAUUGACAACAGUGGUUACGUGAGCGACUUUGAGCUUCAGGAACUGUUCAGAGAGGCAAGCCUCCACUUGCCCGGCUACAAAGUGAGAGAAAUCGUUGAGACCUUCAUCGCUGGAGACACAAACAAAGACGAGAAKAUCAGCUUUGAUGAGUUUGUUUCAAUUUACCAAGAGCUGAAGAGUAAAGAGUUCAGUGGGACGUUCAGAAAACUCAUUUCAAGGAAAGAUGGAAUCUACUCGUUUGGAGGCACGUCAGGAGUUUCCUGUGAGGGAACACAGCACUCCUAUUCUGAUGAAGAGAAAGUAGCUUUCGCAAAGUGGAUCAGCAAAGCUUUGGCAAAAGACCCCGACUGUCAUCAUCUGCUGCCUAUAAACCCCAACGAUGAGAGCCUUUUCUCCUCCAUCCGUGACGGCAUCCUGUUAUGUAAAAUGAUCAACUUGUCUCAGGCCGACACCAUCGAUGAAAGAGUCAUCAACACAAAGAAGCUCACCACCUUCAAAAUGACCGAGAAUCUCGUCUUGGCCCUGAACUCUGCCUCAGCGAUCGGCUGCACAGUGGUGAGCAUGGACGCCCAUGAUCUGAUGGCUGGGAAACCCCAUCUGGUCCUGGGACUGCUCUGGCAGAUUAUUAAGGUCGGCCUUUUUGCUGAUAUAGAAAUCACCAGGAACGAAGGUCUGAUCUGCCUCCUGUUGGAAGGAGAGGAACUGGAUCAUCUCAUGUCUCUCUCUCCUGAGGAGCUGCUGCUGCGCUGGGUCAACUAUCACCUCAGGAAUGCAGGGACAGAAACCAUCAACAACUUCAGCGCUGAUAUAAGGGACUCGCGGGCCUACUUCUACCUUUUGGAACAAAUUGCUCCACAAGAUGAAGAUGAAUUCCAUUUGGGGGUCAGAAUUGACAAGUCUGGCCUCAACGAGUUUGAUUUGGAGCGGAGAGCCGAGCUGAUGCUGCGGGAAGCGGCCAGGUUGGACUGCAGGCAGUUUGUUUCUCCUCGCGACGUCACGACUGGAAACAGCAAACUCAACCUGGCCUUCGUGGCCAACCUGUUCAACAUGCACCCCGGUCUGCAGAAGGCUCAUAUUAACAACCUGGAGGGGGAGCACAUAGAAGCCGAGACCAGAGAGGAGAAAACAUUUCGCAACUGGAUGAACUCUCUGGGUGUCUCACCGCAUGUAAACCAUCUUUAUCGGGAUCUGUGUGACGGCAUGGUGAUUCUGCAGCUCUUAGAAAAAGUCAAAGUGCCUGUAAACUGGAAGAAAGUCAACAACCCACCUUUUUCUUUCCUGGGAGGAAACAUGAAGAAGCUGGAGAACUGUAACUAUGCUGUGAAGCUGAGCAGAGAUGUCGCAAACUUCUCUCUGGUUGGAGUUGGAGGAGAGAACCUGAAUGAAGGGAGUCAGACUCACACACUGGCUCUGGUCUGGCAGCUGAUGCGGAAGUACUCAGUUCUGGUUCUGUCAGAUUUGGGCGAUGGAGAGAAAGUUGCAGACAAGUUCAUCCUGGACUGGGUCAACUCAACUCUGAAGCAGAAACGAAAGGACACACAGAUCAGCAACUUCAAGGACAAGCUGAUCAGCACCAGUUUACCGGUGAUUGACCUGAUCGACGUCAUCGCCCCCGGCACGGUGAAGUGGGACAUGGUGAAGAGAGGAGAGCGAGGGGAGCUGAGGAACGAUGAAAAACUCAACAAUGCCAAGUACGUGAUCUCGUUGGCCCGUAAGAUUGGAGCUCGUGUCUAUGCUCUGCCUGAUGAUUUGGUGGAAGUUAAUCCAAAAAUGGUGCUGACGGUGUUUGCCUGCCUCAUGGGACAUGAUCUGAGAAAGAACAAACGCUAAAACCAACAACUGGGUGGUGCUUUUAGGAUUAUUGUUUUUUAUUUUUUGUAAUUAUUUCUCUUUGACGUGUAGCAUCAGAACAAAAAUAAUUCAAAUUGUUUUUAUUGCAUUUUUUUUAUUGUUAUAAAACAGUUGACCCAAAACCCAAAGCUUUUCAUUUUUGUAAAACCACUGCAUUUGUUUUGAUUUUUAAACUUCUAUUGGUUUUAUACCUAAUAUGUCAUUAAGAAAUCUACAGUAGCCUAUUCACUUCCUCACUAAAAUAAUACACACUUUGUCUUCUCAUAAAGUCUGUGAAUGUUGUGCUUUAAAUGUUGAUGAUAAAMUAAUAAACAAAAAA
This is a messenger RNA of Austrofundulus limnaeus, 2652 nucleotides long. Its product is annotated as plastin-1. Lineage: Eukaryota; Metazoa; Chordata; Actinopteri; Cyprinodontiformes; Rivulidae. Gene Ontology annotation, biological process: actin filament network formation; actin filament bundle assembly. Gene Ontology annotation, cellular component: actin filament bundle; actin filament; cytoplasm. The record is from RefSeq and is a predicted model, not a curated record. Gene Ontology annotation, molecular function: actin filament binding; calcium ion binding. Bases 411 to 2312 code for a protein of 633 amino acids. The transcript is spliced from 17 exons.